AUUUCGAAAAGUGUUAGUGGAAAAGUGAAGUGAGAAAAAAAAACAUGCCUCCUAAAACUAGUGGAAAAGCAGCAAAGAAGGCUGGUAAGGCCCAAAAAAAUAUUACCAAAAACGACAAGAAGAAGAAGCGUAAGAGGAAGGAAAGUUAUGCUAUUUACAUUUAUAAAGUGUUGAAGCAAGUACAUCCUGAUACUGGUAUUUCAUCAAAAGCCAUGAGUAUCAUGAACAGUUUUGUGAAUGAUAUUUUUGAGCGUAUCGCUGCUGAAGCAUCGCGUUUAGCUCAUUACAAUAAACGUUCAACUAUCACUAGUCGCGAAAUCCAAACUGCUGUACGUUUACUUUUGCCUGGUGAAUUAGCCAAACAUGCUGUGAGCGAAGGUACCAAAGCUGUCACUAAAUACACAAGUUCCAAGUAAUUUGUUCAAAUGAUAAAAAAAAAUAGCAAAAAGGCCCUUUUCAGGGCCACAACAUAUAAAUUAACAAAGAGAUGAUAUAUGAGUAUACAAACACAGUAUAUGUACUAGUAGAUUUGGCCAUGCGUUGCUGUGGCAAUAGUAAUACUAUGAUAAUAAACUAUUGAAUAUAGAGUAAGUGUGGGUAAUAUGGUACUCCUGUGUUUUUUUGCAAAACUAUUUAGUAUAGGGUAAUCCUAAUUAGGAGCUGUGAAAUUUCAAAGAAAAGAAAAAAAAAU
This is a messenger RNA of Bactrocera dorsalis (oriental fruit fly), 691 nucleotides long. Its product is annotated as histone H2B. Lineage: Eukaryota; Metazoa; Arthropoda; Insecta; Diptera; Tephritidae. Bases 45 to 416 code for a protein of 123 amino acids. The transcript has a single exon. Gene Ontology annotation, molecular function: protein heterodimerization activity; structural constituent of chromatin; DNA binding. The record is from RefSeq and is a predicted model, not a curated record. Gene Ontology annotation, cellular component: nucleosome.